Messenger RNA from Gallus gallus (chicken), 1950 nucleotides. It is a transcript of the gene TRAPPC6A, whose product is annotated as trafficking protein particle complex 6A. NCBI's taxonomy places the organism in Eukaryota, Metazoa, Chordata, Aves, Galliformes, Phasianidae. Gene Ontology annotation, cellular component: trans-Golgi network; cis-Golgi network; TRAPP complex. Gene Ontology annotation, biological process: regulation of GTPase activity; endoplasmic reticulum to Golgi vesicle-mediated transport. The record is from RefSeq and is a predicted model, not a curated record. The transcript has 7 exons. The coding region runs from base 27 to 503 and encodes 158 amino acids.
GGGGGGACGCCCGCAGCGCAGCGGACAUGGCGGACGAGGCGCUGUUCCUGCUGCUGCACAACGAGAUGGUGGCGGGGCUGUACCGCGCCGCCGAGCAGGGCGAAGGGGAGAACGGCCGCUGCACCACCAAGCUGGAGAGCAUGGGCUUCCGCGUCGGGCAGGGGCUGAUCGAGAGGUUUACAAAAGAUACAGCCAGGUUCAAGGAUGAAUUAGAUAUUAUGAAGUUCAUUUGCAAAGAUUUUUGGACAACUGUAUUCAAAAAACAAAUAGACAACCUAAGGACUAAUCAUCAGGGUAUUUAUGUUCUUCAAGACAACAAAUUUCGACUCUUGACACAAAUGUCUGCAGGAAAGCAGUAUUUAGAACAUGCACCAAAGUAUUUAGCAUUUACCUGUGGAUUAAUCAGAGGGGGCCUAUCGAAUUUGGGAAUAAAGAGUAUUGUAACAGCUGAAGUUUCAUCAAUGCCUGCAUGUAAAUUCCAGGUGAUGAUACAGAAAAUGUAGAGCACGUUCAGAUCUGGCUACAACUCACUCCUGUAAUGAGUGUGUGCAGGAAGAUGAUUAGGCCAGCAUGAAGCUAUAAAGACAUCACCAAGACCAUAGAGGAGAUUGGGGGUUGCUUGAUGCUACUUGUUACAAGAUUUGUGUAACAAUAUGUAUCUUGCUGUGGGUAAGCAUGAAAACAUCUUGUUUAAACUUGUAACAAAUUUUACUGUAAGACUUUUCUGUUGGCAGCGUCAGGCCUUACACUUUCAGAAAUGUGAGAAUGUCCUGUGAUAGCAAUUCAGUUUCUACUUUGAGAGCAGCAAAUAACAGGCUAGAUAUAAAAGAUAACGCACUAGAACAACAUUUUUGUCUGUUUUAACCAUCUUCUGUGAUGGAAUAAAUGUAUGUUGUCAAAUUGCUGCCUAUUGUCAAUAGGCAGGAACACUAGAAGUUGUUCUUCCGUAAGUUCUAAGGAAGUUCUGCAGCUUGUAAUGGAUCAAGCCUUUUCGAGAUAGUUGUCUUCUGUAGUCUAUAAAUCUGUGCUGGCAAGCUGUAGACAUGUAAUGUCUAUUAUAUGUAGGCAUGUAAUAUCACAUAGACAUGAUAACCAGGGGCUUAUUAUAAUUGAGUUUAAGAUGCGAACAAAUUCAGCUCUUUUCAGGUACCGUGAAUGCUAGCUCAGAUUAGUUCUAACUGGAUAAUUUGACACUUCUAGGAAAGAUCUAAAGCACUAGCAGAAUGCCAGCAUGCUGUCUAGAGACCUAGCAAAGAUAAAAGUAACCGUGGUGGUUGGUACUCUGCAGGGAUCAGUUGUGUGACUGAAAACACUGAGCACUUAUACUAUUAAGGUUGUCCACCUUAUGAUUGUAAGGUUAGAGAAUUAGCUAACUGCUAUUCUUCCUGAGUGCAUUUUAUGGUUUCUUCAGUUGCCAACUCAUGCUGUUUUUAAAUGCUGUUAUUGAAAGGACUGACUUGCACUGGGCCUAACAGAUGGACACUUCAGUGACAUCCAUUAGGCCCACACAACUUGGUAGGCCAUUUUGUAAUUUGCUUCUCUAGAAUUAAAACUGCAGUAGUUACUUUCAUUUUCACUUGACAGUUAAGAUUACAGUUCCACAUAAAAAAGUUCUAAUAAUUCUAAUUUACACUAAGGGCUUAACCAGUAACUUGUGCUUAAUGAUAUGUCUUUUUUAAAUAGUGAGGGAUUGACAUCUGCUUCCUGUGCAGUGUGAAAUUCAAUACUGUCUAUCAGUCUGCCAUUACCAGCAGAAAUCAGAAUUCCUUUAAACUAGAUUUUCAAUUGUUGAAGAUAAUUAGAACCCAACAGAAUCAUGAAUGUACAAAGCAGACACCAGUAUUCUUGGCAAAGCACUCCCUGUUCAAUAUGUUAAGCCAAAUAGCUGAGCUAAUGUAUUUGUCAAGAUACUAUACAGGAAAUAAAUUUGUCCAUUUUAAGUUUAAGAAA